Molecule: messenger RNA, 396 nt
Organism: Thelazia callipaeda (thelaziosis nematode)
Lineage: Eukaryota; Metazoa; Nematoda; Chromadorea; Rhabditida; Thelaziidae
Source: the annotation of a GenBank genome assembly
AUGUCUCAGUAUACACCGCGUCCUCCAGAGCCACCGUGGCACCCCGGAUACUGCGUUGCGAGGACUGAUGAAAAAUCUAUAAUUUGCUAUCACGACGAACAAGUAGCUGAGCCAAUAGGCAAGCAUUUGCGGCGUAUCCGUCUAGACGAUGGAUUUGCUUCGUUCUGUAAGCACUGGCAAGGUGACGUAAUGUCAAAUUCAACAAGACGUUCAGAAUUUAAAACUAAUCCACGUGAAGUAAGUUCACGUAUAGGUAUCAGAAGCUAUCCAACAUAUUCUCAGAGUUCCUUAGGUAAGCUGACAAUGGAGUGCUUUCGCACGGAUAGCCUGCCAACACUAAAUGGAAAACAGCCCUUCUCCACAUUCCGACCAUUCAAACGACGGAAUUUGGGUUAG